Ilex paraguariensis (yerba mate) is the source of this 743-nucleotide messenger RNA. Lineage: Eukaryota; Viridiplantae; Streptophyta; Magnoliopsida; Aquifoliales; Aquifoliaceae. The record is from the annotation of a GenBank genome assembly.
GUCUUCCACACACUACUGUAAGUAGUAAUGUUUGGUUGCUCUCCUCUGAAAACAUGUACUCAAAAAUGAAGAUCACGAACAUUCCGUUGACCAUUCUUACUUUCUCAUUCCUCCUCUCCUCAACUUUAUCCUCCCAAUCGGAACCAACCCCUCCCACUGUCUGCAUAAUCGGCAGCGGCAUCGGCGGUUCCUCCGUCGCCCACUUCCUCCGCACAUACUCCAACCCAUCCCACCUACACCAAAUACGCAUCUUCGAACGGCACGGCGUCGUUGGAGGCCGCAUGGCCACCGUCUCAAUCUCCGGCGAAACUUUCGAAGCCGGUGCCUCCAUUCUCCACCCCAAGAACUACCACGCUUUGAAUUACACUAAACUGCUGAAUCUCAAAGUCAACGAGCCGUCGUCUUCUUCUUUCUCGCUUGGCAUUUGGGACGGUCAUAAGUUCCUUUUCAAAACCCUGUAUUCAAAUUCGAAGCUUCCUUUUAUUCAGCAAAUCGUAUCGGCUGCCAAUUCGAUACUCAUGUUCGUUCGUUACGGCUUUUCGCUCUUUAAAAUGAAUAACUUUGUCGAGGGUACUGUGGAUAGUUUUCUGAAGUAUUAUGAAAGUUUUGAGUCGAGGCCGGUAUUCGAGUCCGUGGAAGAAAUGCUCAAAUGGGCAGGUUUAUUUAAUUUAACGACGCGGACAUUGCAAGAGGAAUUAGUUGAUGCUGGGUUGUCUUAUGUUCUGAUACAAGAGCUCGUCACC